AUGGCAGCCGCAGUUGAGUCUCGGAAAUGUAUGGGAGUGGAGUGCGAGAAGGCGGCGGGGACUCUACAGUGUCCGACAUGCCUGAAGCUGGGCACAGAUAGUUUCUUCUGUUCGCAAGAUUGUUUCAAGCGGAGCUGGGGCGAGCACAAGGCCCUCCAUAAAUCGAAGAGUAAUUUCCUCACCAACUUGUUUCCUCCAAAGGUAGUUUCUGAACCAGAUCCAGCAACGGGACAAUUCAACCCGUUUCCAUCCUAUCCGUUCACCGGCUCGUUGAGACCCGUCUAUCCUUUGUCUCCCCAUAGGACUGUCCCUAAAUCCAUCCCCCAUCCCGACUACGCCAAGGAUGGCAUUCCUCGGUCGGAGCAGAAAAUCCUGAGCCAGCGGAACAUUACGAUUUUAAGUAAGGAACAGCAGGAGGGCAUGAGGAAGGUCUGCCGCCUGGCUCGAGAAGUGCUGGAUAUCGCGGCACGGGAGUUAAAACCAGGAGUCACGACCGACUACAUCGACGAGGUGGUGCAUAACGCCUGCUUAGAACGCAACUCCUACCCUUCGCCGUUGAAUUACAUGCAUUUCCCUAAGUCCGUAUGUACAUCGAUCAACGAAACUAUCUGUCACGGUAUACCCGAUCAGCGACCUCUCGAAGAUGGUGAUAUCAUCAAUAUUGACGUUACCUUGUACCACAACGGCUAUCAUGGAGAUCUCAACGAAACUUACUAUGUGGGAGAGAAGGCUCUCGCAAAUCCCGAUGCAGUUCGAGUGGUUGAGACCUCGCGAGAGUGUCUUGAUAAAUCCAUCAGUCUGGUGAAGCCUGGUAUGCUGUUUAGGGACCCCGGAAAUGUGAUCGAGAAACAUGCGAAGAGCCGGAACUGCAGCGUGGUCAAGAGCUACUGUGGCCACGGUAUCCAUCACCUGUUCCACUGUGCUCCCAAUGUCCCACACUAUGGCAAGAAUAAGGCCAUUGGUACCGCAAAGCCCGGUAUGUGCUUUACUAUCGAGCCUAUGAUCAACAUUGGAACCCACCGUGAUCGCACGUGGCCCGACGAUUGGACCAGCACCACGGCGGAUGGAUCUCUAUCUGCCCAGUUCGAGCAUACUCUUCUGGUCACGGAAGAUGGUGUCGAGGUCCUCACUGCUCGCCUGCCGGACUCGCCUGGUGGCCCGGUCCCUAUGCCGGUUGUCGAUGAGGCCAUGACCGAGGCGUGA
Molecule: messenger RNA, 1203 nt
Organism: Aspergillus tanneri
Lineage: Eukaryota; Fungi; Ascomycota; Eurotiomycetes; Eurotiales; Aspergillaceae
Product: methionine aminopeptidase MAP1
Exons: 3
Coding region: 1-1203 (400 amino acids)
Biological process (GO): proteolysis
Molecular function (GO): metalloaminopeptidase activity
Source: RefSeq, a predicted model, not a curated record